Molecule: messenger RNA, 6280 nt
Organism: Zeugodacus cucurbitae (melon fly)
Lineage: Eukaryota; Metazoa; Arthropoda; Insecta; Diptera; Tephritidae
Exons: 13
Coding region: 1-4605 (1534 amino acids)
Biological process (GO): G protein-coupled receptor signaling pathway
Cellular component (GO): membrane
Molecular function (GO): G protein-coupled receptor activity
Source: RefSeq, a predicted model, not a curated record
AUGGAGGAUAUUUACCAAAACGACGAAUACAUGACGACAACUGCCAGCUAUAUAACCACAAGAGCCGCAGAAAGUGCUGAACUCACUGAAGGCCCUGAACAAUCUACAACAUCGCCUACAUUUAUAGGUAUUGCUACGAAUACACCAGCAACCGAUAUGCUCAACGACGUCGCAUUUGUUGAGACUACCACCGUCACCCCUACUCAGCAGUUACCAAAAAAGGUAACAACAAAACUGCUACUUGUACCAAAAGCAAUAGCGCCAACCAAACUGACAUUAUUGCCAACGAUUGCUGCAAAAGAUUUUGUGCAACCAAAACUUGCGACCAUAAUGAAAUGGAAAAAUCAGACUCAGUCAGUGGCACAACAAAAUGAAAUUGUCACAAACGAGCGAAGCACAUGGAGGAGCAGUUCAAAUGAACAUGUCGCCGACAACACGAAGGUAGCCGCUGCGAAGAACUCAAAUGAAGUGCAUGACACAUUUGAGGUGUCGCAGUUCCAAGGCGCUGAGAACAGCAACGAGACAGCGAUGUAUGAUGAAGAAGACAAUACAACACUAACCAUUUUGGAUGCCAGUAGAAGUAAAGCGGAAGACCAAGAUUUCAACUGGUUGACCAGUAAUUUUUCGCAAGAGCCCAAUCAGUUGGCAAGCACGAGUGUCGUUGGGGGUGGCAUGGAUCCACAGCAAUCUUUCGAGAUUGAAGAAAUCAAUUUCGAAAAUGUUGUGCUGGAAAAUACGGACGACAUCACAAUGGACGAUGGUCAUAUGGAUAACCGCAAUGCACACGGUUUUCCAGUGAGCAAUUCGGCUGAUGUGAGUGCGGAUCUAAAUGGCGGCGAAGAGGACGGUAACGAAACUGAUAACGGUGAAGACGACGAAACGAAUCGGUUUUUGGCCGGCGUGGUUGAUGCGGCGAACGAAGAUGAGAUCUACGAUUGGGACGAGAUAUCGCGUAAUAAUCGGCGUAACUUGAUGCGCGGUCGUGAUGUCGUAACGAAGUUUCUGCAAAUCGUCGAAACACAACAUUUACUCGGCGCCAAUUGUGAAGCGGGUACGUCAUUAAAUUUAGGCGAAGGCGUGGUCGAUCGUUAUGCGCAGGAUCGUUUUCGGGUUGAAGCCGAGGUGGCAGUGAAUCGGGCCAACAUGUUGACCAGAAUUUUCAAGAUGACUGCGCCGGCCGCGCAAGCCGAUGUUAAUCUGCUGCACGCCUCCGUGCUUUCGAUGGUCGAAUUUGACGACGACAUCUUCGCCGCCGGCAAUUGCUUCGACUGGAAUGAGCAUCCAUCGCAGUCUGGACUUUUCUGCCCGUUCGCCUAUCGCCUGCCCGCGCCACAUCUGGGCGCAAUCCUUGCCAAGGACCUCUCCAUGGAAUACCAUUAUCUGGGCAAUACGUCCGAAUGGUUCUUUCAAGCGCGAAAAAACGCCGAAAAAGUGAUUAUCCGCAACGAACAGUAUCUAAAAUCUUUCCAUUUAUACUCGAACAAAACAGAGGAGCGCAUUGAGGACGAUACCUUAGCUGUGAAAUACGAAGAUGGGCGCUGGUCCAAGCCUUACUACGACUGCGGGGGCGGUAACAUUUGGAUGUUGACAUACACGGUACCGUUCUUCGGCUAUGAAAAUGGAACAUAUCAUUUCAAAGGCACAUCGGGCAUCGAUAUCGAUUUGAGGCGCGUGGAUAUCGAUCAAUGUCCGCAGCGCAACUCGCCGGGCACCACUCAACCCCUGAACAUAUUCGCCGGCACCGACAAAUGUAAACAGCGCACAACAAUGUGUGAAGCUCUAAAGGGAUUGGGCUUUCGUCGCGGUUCAUAUAAAUGUGUUUGUCGCAAGGGGUACUACUUUCCAGACACCAUGUCUUCGCAAAAGUUCUUCAAUGGCAGCCUAUUGGAAGAGGAGUAUGAAAAGCUAAUGCUGGGCAGAAACUCCACAUACAACAUAAUCAAUGAGUACGAGUGCCUGCCGUGCGCCGAGGGCUGUGAUUACUGCGAAGACGGCUCACCUUGCAUUGCAGCGCUCAAUUGGCCGAUGCGGACGAGUAUUUUGGUGUUGGCUUGCACCGUUAUCGGUUUGCUGCCACCGGCCGCGUGGUUCACAUUUCGCUAUCAACAAGUGAAGGUCGUUCGUGCCGCCAGCCCGGCUCUGUUGCGCGUCAUUGCGCUGGGCGCUUUCUUCAUCUACUGCACAAACAUCGUCAUGUACCCCAAUCCGAAUCUGUACACCUGCACAGCACGAAUUUGGCUACGUGAAAUUGGCUUUUCACUGACAUAUGGCGCUUUGAUGUUGAAAACGUGGCGCAUUUCGGUGAUAUUUCGUGUGCGUUCAGCAAAAGCGGUGAAAAUCACAGACGCAGCACUACUGAAGCGGCUCGGCAUUAUUUGCGGUGUCAUUGGAACGUGCCUGCUGGUGCGUACUUUGGUUGCACCGCCCGAUGUUGUGGUUGGCCGCACCGCUGAUGAUCUGAAAGCAUUUUUAUGCAAAACGGAUUACUGGGAUUACACUUUCACAUCGAUGGAGGUGCUAUUUCUCGCCUGGGGCGUGCGUCUUUGUAUUAUGGUGCGGAAAGCGCCAUCCGAAUUCAAUGAGAGCCGCUUCAUCUCCAUGGCCAUCUACAAUGAAUUCCUGCUCACCUGCUUCCUCAACGUCUCCAUGCUCUUCCUGCAAUCGCCGGCUAAUCCUGACCUGCUCUACAUCAUUUUCUUCUGUCACACACAAUUGACGGUGACACUUUUAUUGUGUUUAAUAUUCGGCAGCAAGGUUUACAUUGUGCUGCGCAGCGGCAAGUCGCAUCAGGAGUCCAUCGGCAUGGGCGCCAAAUCCUCCGGUGCCAAAUUCAAUUUUCGCCCACAGGUGCGCACCUUUGCUAAUCCCAGUUCGGUCACCACCUCCACCGUUCCUGUGGCGGGCACCACUUCAGGCGACACCAAGCUUUCGGACCAGGAAGCACUUGAAGAGAUCCGACAACUGAGUGUGCAACUACAGCGCAUACAAGAGAUGGCGCCGCCAAAAGGCGUUGCUGUUAUGACAAUCUCCAGCCUCUUAGAUGGACUUAAGACCCCAGGCGGCAUGAUUAUGGUGGCCGCCGCCGCAUCUCAGGCAGCCUCGUCAAACAACCAACUAACUGUGCGCCCAUACAUGCCUGCCGGUGCUGGCGGUAUGUCUGCAAGCAAUGCCGGCGGUGGCGCUCUGCCAUUGCUCUCACUCAAUACCGAAAUGGAGAAGUACAAUCAACAGAUGCAGACAACACACAACAACAAUGUCACAGCUGCAGCGCCCCUCAAUGCGGCUGCUGCGGGCAAUGCUGCUAAGCCGGCGCUAACGAAAACACUAAUGCUGGAGGUGGAGACGAGCACAACCACAAUCGAGGAGUCUUUGUUGGCGCUACGUGAAGACCGCGCCAUCAAUACGGACUUAACGCGCAGCGAGGACUUCCAUCAGCAGGCGCUGGGUUGUGCUCAAGGACACAUCAUUUGCACGCGCUGUUUGGUUAUUUCCAAAGAGCACUACUUCAGCUGCCGGCCAUUCACGCCGCCACAUGGUUUAACGGAUCGCGAUGACGUCAGUGGGAGUAGACGACGCGGUGGCGGUAAUGAAGGUUGUAAACAUGGCGGUGCCACUUGUCAACAGCUCGGUUCGCCACAACCGGAAGGCAGCAUCAGCUUUGCUAAUAUAAAACUGGAAUGCAUGUGUUCGCAGCCAGAUUUGGACCUAGAAGAAGAGUUGGAUGUGCCACCUCGGCGGCGCAUCAAUGUACGCAGCGCAGCCACCAAUACGCCACCCUCCACGAGGGGCAGCAGCAAGCGACGCAGCGGACGCACGAAAAUGUGCAGCCCCAGCUUGCAGGACAUCGGCGCUGAGGGCUUUGGUGCAGACGUAAGCUAUCGUAUAUGUGAUAAUUGUAAAAAUAAGUAUCGUAAUAGCAAUAAGUGUGGCGGUAGAAAGUUCCGAAAAAGUAUCAAGAACGGGCGAAACUCGCGACAGCUGUCGUCCGCAACGGCAGCAGCGGCUACAGUAAUAAAAGCCGGCGAUGAGCGAUUAGCACAAAAGAACAGUUUUGCGGCACGCACUGGUGUAACUCAGACGCGUAGCAAUGACCUCCUUGAUCGCCAAACUACGACAACAACGGUCGUGAAUCAAAGGCAAAAGACACACUCCACGGACGACAUUAUCUUCUACACAACCACCGAUGAGAGCAGCACUGACAGUAAUGACUCCUCAGAUUGCGAGGGCACGGGUAUUCGGCUGCGCAGUCGGCCGCACGAGCUAACCUAUCAGUCGACAUCUGCACUCAGCACUGGUACUGUGAUCGGCGGUUGUGUGACGCUACACAAAGACGAUGUGGCAACUUCGGAAGGCUCCUUGGCGGCAGCGUGUAUCGCAGCAGCGACGAACACUGGCGUAGCGGGUGGAGAAAUUGCUAACAAUACAAUGCAAUCGGCGGGUGAUGUCUCGAACAACUCAACUGCCUCUGCGACAAAUGAAGAACCAAAAGCGGCAGACGGUGGAGAGAACGGCCCGUCUAAUGGUGCUGGGCGCGCCAAGCGACCCGACAAAUUGAUACUGGAUUUGAAUGAUCGUUCCAAGUACACUAAAGAGGUUUCGGUUUAGACUAUUUUGGUUAGAAAUGUAGGUACUCUCGUGUAAUUUUCGUUAGAGAGCGGUUAGCUAGUCAGAUUUUGUACAUAGAAAUGUUAAAAAAGUAGAAAAUAUUUAGUUUUCCUAAGCAACUUAGGUCAAAUGAGAAAAAGUGAAAUGAAUAAGGAUGAAUGGAUGCUUAAAUGCAUAUGCACUCUGACGAUUUGAAAAAGCGCAAAUAUUGUUAUAAUAACGAUGUGCUACUAAGUAGAACGUUAGAGCACAUUAAAUACUCAGUAGUCUGACACAGUAUUAGUUAGGUGUUGAUACCAUGUAUGAAAGUGUAUAUUCAGCCAUAUGAUGGCACUAUUUCCAUUAUACUCGUAUGAUAUAGUUCGACAACUUCUAAAAUAUUAUUAUUAACUCAUAGGUGAUAUUGUAGUGAGAGUAUUCAUAUUUAUUAUUUAGGGACAACUUAAAGGUAAGUACGUUGCUUAAGCCUUGGGUUAUAAGCAGCUGAGUUUCUUCAUUUACAUGUGAGAAAAUUUGCUCUUGAGAAUCCAGCAUCCUUUUCAAUAUUGAGGAACAUCCGUAAUGUAGUAAAAAUAAGCUUUUAGACCAUGAUGUCGCUGUGUUCAGCGCCCUGCUGGACUUUAGAGUUAAUCUGUCAAAAAUCGAAAAUGCAAAAUAAGCAAAGUAUUCGACUAAAGAGAGCGGAUAUGCUUUUGUUAUCAGAGAGUUAUAAAGUCAGGUCGUCAAAAACUUAAGCGACCCAAGUAUGAAACAUUAACUAUUUCAAUUCCAAUUGGUCUCUAGUAGCUGCGGCGUCAAAAAAACUUAACCACAUAAGUUCUAUUCCCGAUAAAAGAAGAGUCAGCUAUUCUUCGUUGACAUGAAGAAGCUCUUUGCUGAACUCAAGGCUUUUAGAGCACUGUGAUUUGUGUAUAAAACUAGUAGAUUUAAGUUAGCUAAUCAGUAUAGAUAGUUUCAAUGCAAAAAUAAAAAAAAGAUAUAUAUUUUUUCUUUACAUAAAUGUUCCGCUCUUUUUCUCUUAUUAAUUACUUCAUAUAAUAAGUCCUUUAACAGUCUCCAGAAAUAGAGCUGGAAUUGCCAAUUUAUAUUUUAUUCAUAUUUCUCUACUUUUAUUGGAAAUGCAUGUAAAUAUCUCGCUUGUAACACUCACUCCCAAUGUGACUCCCAGCACCGCUAACCGCAAACUAUGGCAAUUGAUUCUGCGACAGAAAUGAGCCCUGUGUUGCAAAAUCAAUGCGCCAUGUAUAGGCGUCUAGCGAAUUGCGUUGGAAUGCAUUGGGACUGCAGUGUUUCUAGUAUUUAAAUACUUAAUACUUAGUUGGCAUCAUUUACUAAAGUAGAUGUGUAUGAUUCACACCAUCCACACCAAACAUACGGAUAUUUAUGUAAAUAAAUUAUAAUUGUUAACAUUUUAUUCUUAAUAAAACAUAGAAGAAGAAGGCAUUUUUUACUUUUAAGUAUUGUAUUAAAAAUUCACAUAUCUCUGCCAAAGAAAAUACGAAAAAUAAGUACCAAAAGUAAUUGAAAGUAAUGGAAAGUAUUAUGAAAAUUUGUAAUUACCAAAUAUACUGCAUGAAAGUAGCUCUUAAGCAUUUAUUAUUGUAAAGCAAGAAGUUUGUUGGUCAUUAAAACUAACUGUAUAUAGGCAAAUAAAUAAAUACAUAUGUAAAGCGCA